AUGCAGGUAGGGUCCCGCGCAACAUCUCAAGUCCUGGUGAUACCCCUUGGAGAUGCGUUGAAGAUUGGGCUAUUCCAGACAGGGCCACGUCUAUAUCAGUGUUUAUGGGGGUUACUGACAGUUUUGCAGGCCUCUACAGAUACUUACCGCCAGCCAGACACCCGGGGCGCUUCUUCUAGGCGCCUGGCACAUCUCUCCAUCAGCGACGACAACCACCAUGUUACGGAGGCUAUUGGAUACAUGUAUAAUGAUGCCUAUGACGGCAGUGCCGGUGGGAGCGGGAGUGGACAUGGGAAUGGGAGUGCGGGCUCACGAGACUCUAAACGUCUGAGCUAUCUGUCGCAGGAAGAAAGCAUAUCUACGAAUCCGAUAAACCGCACCGUACAGUCAUCUUCGUCCCCAGGUUCAGGUUCAGGUUCCAACGUUAAUAAGGACCGCUUGCCUCUGCCCACCCGAACCGCUUCGAUAAACGGCGUCAACGGCCAUGGAACCUCAUCACGUCAUACACUCUCUCCUCACGACUCUUCCGGCCAACAAUCCCCCAACCUGAACCAUUCUCCCUCCUCUGACGGGACCGUUUCCUUUCCGCUCACAGACAUAGACUGUCAGUCUGAUCCGGCAACAGUCGCCCAGGAGCUCAGCAACCUCGCUGCCCUCCGCCGGAUGUCGAUGGACGUAGGCUCCUUGGAUCCAGAUUUGCCUUCGUUCGGCGGCCUAAUGUCUUCUAUAGCUCCUUCUCCGUCUGCUGACGAGGACGACGCAUCACGCCUCUUCUGGGUGCCUGCGCAUCUCCACCCCGGUCUCGCCCCCAAGGAGUUCAAAUCCUUCCUAGACAGCAAAGCGGAUCAGAUAAAGCGGAGGUCUGGGGAGAUCUCGCCCACAGAGGGUGCAGCGCUACUACAGCGUCAGGGCUCAGCCAACAGUUUGAUGCGCAAAAAGUCGUUACUCUCUCGGCAAGUAGAUAGCUCAAGUGUCGGAAAGGAGGACUCUUGGUCGUCGAAAAAGUCGAGUUUAGAAGCCCUGUCCGAGGAACCGCAAAACCAGUUUGGGAAUUUUGCUGAUGAGGAUGCGCCGAUCCUCCCACCCGCGCCACCGGGCUAUAGUCUGCGCCGUUCCAGAAGAACAACAUACAGAAAGGGCAGCUUGAAGGCAGGCGAGCGAGUGCCUCAUUCUAGAAGAGCUGCAAGACAGUCUGAUAUCAGUCAGUCAGAGGGUACGGGCGAUAGUUCAAGCACUAAACGAUCGUCUACGCCUACUGAAGAGCUUCCUAUACUGGGGCUGACCAGGGUAUCCACAGAUCCAACAGGAUAUGAUAAUGCAACCAACUACUCCAGGCCAGCCCGGACAAAACCAGUAUCACUGCCCUCAGGUUUGCCUCCCUCGGGGGAUACUUCAGACCACACACCGGCUCGUGCUAGUGCACCAUCACAUACCCAGCAAUGGACACCACCAUCCAACGAAAAACCUGCCGUCUCUCACCAUCACUCGCACUCGCAACCACAACCACAAUUGCAAAAAAUACAUCCCAUCGAGCCACCCCGAGCAGACUCCCUCCGCUCAACAAGUAGUAGUGCCCAACAAACACAACCAUACAUCCCAGAACGAAAUUCGUCGCACCAUCCACCGCCCCAGCCGCCACCCCAGACACCAUUACCUACAGAACCUACAACACGGGCAUCGAAGAGAGCAGGUCUUAUCAUACCAAGCAAAGAAGCUCCCCCAAUUAGUGAACCCCCACCCAAGAUUGUCGCCCAAACCCCCUCCCAUGUUCCGAACGCCAUUCAAGAACGGCGAAAAUCCGACGAAAAAGAAAAGGAUAAAAAGAGUAAGGGCAAGAAGGACUCGGAAGGUGUGAAAAAGUCAGGCUGGCAUUGGCGUCGUGGUGCAUCCGAGGAGAAAGAAAAGGAAAAGGAGAAGAAGAAGGAAGAAGAAGCAAAACGCAAGUCCUCCAAAUCAUACAACAAGUCCGAAAAACCUCAUGAUAACGCUCGUCUUGAUCUCCUCCAAACCUCCAUCGAUGGGCAGCCUGCUGCCAAAUCCAAAGAGAGAGAAAGCCUUAUCCUCGACCGCCCAGAUAUCAUCGACGAAGAACUUCGUCCUUCCCGCAAAGAACAGCUACGGAAAUCCUCCUCACCCCCUCCCAAAAAAGAAAAAGAACCAUCUCUAUUUUCCUCCAUAUUCGGUGGCAGCAAGAAGAAAUCCAGUUCUCAUGAUUCUCAUUCCCGCAAACACUCCCGCUCACGCAUCCGAACUCCUUCACCCGACAUCAAAUAUUAUAACCUCAAGGCAGAUGUAGACUACAACUGGACCCGUUUUUCAAUCAUGGAGGAACGCGCCAUCUACCGCAUGGCACAUCUCAAACUGGCCAACCCCCGGAGAGCUCUGUAUUCACAAGUUCUCCUGAGCAACUUCAUGUACUCUUAUCUCGCCAAGGUACAGCAGAUGCACCCCCAUAUGGCCCUCCCUACGUCACCGGCCCAAAACAAAGCGAAGAAAAAGGAAAUGCAGCAGAACCAGAAUCACGCCCAACACAAAACAGACGAUUAUUCCCAUUAUCAAGAGGGCCAUGAUCAGGAUUCAUAUGCAGAAACUGGCGAUCCGCAGAUGUACGAUUAUGACCUUGAUGACGGAUAUGAGCAGUCGCCCCAUUCUUCAAAGCAUGGAUACGAUUAUUCAGAAGGACGGACAGAGGAGCACGAUGGUAUGUGGUAA
Molecule: messenger RNA, 2712 nt
Organism: Microsporum canis CBS 113480
Lineage: Eukaryota; Fungi; Ascomycota; Eurotiomycetes; Onygenales; Arthrodermataceae
Exons: 3
Coding region: 1-2712 (903 amino acids)
Biological process (GO): establishment of cell polarity; positive regulation of G2/M transition of mitotic cell cycle
Cellular component (GO): cytoplasm; cell septum
Source: RefSeq, a predicted model, not a curated record